AUGGCGCGCUUGCUGGUGCUGGCAAUUGCGCAGCUUGUGGUGGUGUGUGUGGCGGGAUCCGGGCACUCGUGGGAGCCCGUUGAUGAAGAUAUUGACAUCAUGGCCCUGAUCGAUGACGAGCCCGAAGGAAUUGCAAUGAUCCAGCGAGAUGCGCGGCUGACAGCUGCUGCGGCUGCGGGCUGCAGUGGUGACGACAACUGCCCCGAGGCAGGCAUGCGAGAUUCUGUGUAA
Symbiodinium necroappetens is the source of this 231-nucleotide messenger RNA. The record is from the annotation of a GenBank genome assembly. Lineage: Eukaryota; Dinophyceae; Suessiales; Symbiodiniaceae.